AUGGUGUCAUUCUUUGGCUUGAAACUUGGUAGUGAUAGGAAGAAGGCCCAGACCAAACAGGCGCAAAGCAAGGUACCGCCGCAGAAAUGGGAUCGCAUCGAUCAAAACACCCUGGGCGAGGGUCAAUAUUUCGGCCACAACUUCUCGCGACCACAAUUUCCUUCGUCAACUGCGAGACCGGGAACUGCAAAUUCAACCAGAAGCACUUCAAACUGGCGAGCUGUGUUCAAGAAUCCAGCAAUGACCUCAUCCAUGGUUGACCUGGCACCUCCCCAACGACGACCCAGUGUAGGAAGCUUACGCCAUGCUGCUUCGGAUUUAAAUCUCAGGCCUGGUACAGCUUUGCCAGCUCCAUUAGGUGGCAGCGGACUUCGGCCCGGCACACCAAGUCGGCCGUCCGGGGCUGUGAAAGCAGACUGGGUGAACCCUUUGGACGUUCACUUCUGCAGAGACCCGGCGAGCAGUCGCCCUGGAACGCCACUAGGAUCAAGUACUACUGUCGUUGCUGCUCCAACUACCAGCGUCGCCGUCCCUGCUUCUCCGAAAAACCGGUUGGGCCAGUUUGACUUUGGUCAAAGUGCUGGUGGCGAAGAAGCUAGCAGGAAUAUCAAGACAAAUAGCCCACAAACAUGUGUCACUAACUGCAAGCCCGAUGAAGAACCCGCAACACAAAACGGGUAUCCGUCACCUCCCCAGUCUGACAGAAACUCGGAUAGGGCAUUCUCACCCGUAAAUGUCCCCGCGUCCGAAAAGCUUUCGUCCAGCAGCAAACGCAACGCUCCGAGCGCCCUGAGGAAGGUGGAUGUCCCUGGACCAAAAGCUCUGCCCAGUCCGGCACCGUCUGUUCAGGGGUCAGGUGAAGACCGGGCCGAUAGUCCUGUUGUUCGAAAUGUGCCGGCACGACGAGACACGUUUGCUUUCCAUCAACCUCGGAGACGAAGUUUCACUAUGGAAUUCGAGGACAGCCAUAGAGCAACGAUGAUGAAUCCACCAAAGGAAGGAUUUAGCGGCAACUUUGCCGACUUUGAUUUUGGCGAAAUCGUGUCCAAGACGACGAGUAACACGAGCGUUAAGGAGGAGAAACCCAAUUUGGACGUGACGACAAGCCAAAUUGCAUCGUCUAAGCCGACAAGAGAAUCCCCCGUGGAGCCUGCAGCAACAUAUACUAGGUCUACUCCAUCCCCAUCAAUAAGGCAAGCUGACCGUGAAGGGUCAAAAUCUCCGGCACCGACCUACGUUUCAGAGGAUCAGGUCGCAAAUUCCACAUUGAUUGACCAAUUACCUAAGCCACCAAGGGAACCCGCACUUCGACCUUUGGGUCCUCCCCCAGCUGCUGCUGGUGCGCAUAAAGGGCCUGGUUCUGGCCCAAGAAUAAGCCCUCGACAAGGCUUUCAAUCUCGAUUCGAUGCAGAGAGAUCAUCAAGGGCACCCCCGCCGAGGCCAUUGCGACCCGUGGUGCCGGUUUCUGCGGCAGAUCACGUCGAAUCCGCGAUCAUGAGUCCCUACGGCCCGCCACCAGACUCAGGAAGUAGCUAUAUGAGAGACGAGACUCCGGCAAGACCAGCCGAGAAGUUACCUUCAAGCCCAUUCUCAAGACCGCCCAUGGAAGGAAAUUUCCCUGUGACCAAGGGGUUACCGCGUGGGAGACGACCGGGACCUCCUCCGCUCAAGUUGGCAACGUCUAAUGACGAAUAUGCAUUGUCACUGCCAGCGUGGUCAGAUUUUGACCGUACAGACCCUCGUCUCUCAGCUAUGCCUGCGCCUCUGACGCCAAUUCGUCCAAAUACAAGCCAUGGGACAGGAUCAGGCAUUUCUACGCCGACAUCUGCCACAGCGCCUCGACUUCCGAGUCCGACAUUCUCAUCGUUAUCAAAGUCCAUUUCCACGUCUAGCCCUACAUUUGGCGCAUUCGAAAUUAACUUUGAUGAGCCUCUCAACUCGCCCACGUUGGGCGGAUUCCCAUCUGUAGACAGACAGCCAAGCACUAGUGCCGGAUCAAACUCGAAGAGAGUUGAGGCGAAAAGGGCACCACCACGACCAGCACCGGUUACCUUGCCGCCCUCGGCUACUAAGGAUGGCGGCACAGGCAUCAAGUCACCCGCGUUGACGGAGUUCCCUGGAACAUUUAUUUGA
This is a messenger RNA of Pochonia chlamydosporia 170, 2133 nucleotides long. RefSeq lists its product as hypothetical. Bases 1 to 2133 code for a protein of 710 amino acids. The record is from RefSeq and is a predicted model, not a curated record. The transcript has 2 exons. Lineage: Eukaryota; Fungi; Ascomycota; Sordariomycetes; Hypocreales; Clavicipitaceae.